AUGUCAGUCACUAUGUCAAAUCGGCCUAAAUCACAAAUGAAUAUUUUGGAUAAACGUAUACCACGAAAUCCGAAAUAUGCGAAUGUUCAAUCAACCAUUGAUACAGGAGAUAGUCUUACGAAAUUUCUUAAACGAAAUGAAGAUUUACGAGCAUCAAAGAAACAACAAACAGGAGAAAUAUUUAAACGAAUGAAAGUAUCAACACUUAUUCAAUUGAUCAUUCAAGUUGCUGAUAUAAAUUCAGGCGAAAAUCUUAAAAAUGAUGAAGAUGAUCCAAGCGCAUCCCAACGAACGCUAACUGCUGAUACCGAUCGGCCACAAACGCAAGAUAGCGUGCGAAGUAUUGCUUCGUCGCGAUCAACUUUACAAAGUGUUAUUCGCGGUGUUGGUGAAAUGGAUGCUUACAAUAAUUAUAAAAAUUCUUAUACAAAUACACCACAGACUCCAACUAGUGAACAAAUCGAUUUAGCAUAUAAAGAAUGUCCAUAUCUAAUUGUUGAUCUUCGAGAUAAAGAUGAGUUUAAUACUAAUCAUAUCGUUUCAGCUCAUCAUUAUCCAGCUCCUAUGCUUUCACGUUGUACAAACAAUGAAUCAAAAGAGUUGCUUAUUUAUGUAAAUCUUGUUUUUUAUUUAUCAAAGAAUAUUUAA
This is a messenger RNA of Rotaria socialis, 648 nucleotides long. Lineage: Eukaryota; Metazoa; Rotifera; Eurotatoria; Philodinida; Philodinidae. The record is from the annotation of a GenBank genome assembly.